AUGGCUGCAAUCGAUGACGGAUUUGAGGCUCUUUUAGAGCCCUUUUAUAAUGGCAAGAAGCUAACAGACCCAAUAUCGACAAGAGAAGACAAGUACCAGCUUCUGCCCGCGUUUCUCAAGGUCAAAGGUCUUGUUAAGCAGCACAUCGAUUCAUACAACUUCUUCAUCGAACACGACAUUCAGAAUAUCGUUAGGAUAAAUCGCUCCAUUCGAAGCGAUCAGGAGAAGGAUUUUUGGCUCGAGUUCACCGACAUCCGUGUCGGCACGCCGACGCGCAACGACCAGGAUGGCGACUACAAGUCCACCAGCGAUGUCACCCCCAACGAGUGCCGGCUUCGUGACAUGACAUAUGCUGCGCCCGUCUUUGUCGACAUUGCAUACACACGCGACAGGACCAAGAUUGUUCGGAAAGACAUACAAUUGUGCCGGAUACCCGUCAUGCUCAAGAGUGCAAAAUGCUGCCUCAGCGGCGCCAACAACGCGCAAAUGGAGGUCAUGAACGAAUGCCCAUUGGAUCCGGGGGGCUACUUUAUCAUUAAUGGCACCGAGAAGGUCAUUCUCAUCCAAGAACAGCUCAGCAAGAACCGCGUAAUCGUCGAGACGGAUGACAAGGGCGGCGUAACAGCCUCGGUGACGAGUUCGACACAUGAACGCAAGUCCAAGACGUACGUCAUUCUGAAGAGGGAUUCGAGCCUAAAGAACGACCGCAUUGUUCUCAACCACAAUGUCCUCGUCGAGCCCAUCCCUAUCGUCAUCGUUCUCAAAGCUCUCGGCGGCCUGUCCGACUAUGAGAUCAUGGAGCUUGUGGCUGGCGGGGAUGCCUUGUACCAGGACGACUUUCUCAUCAACUUCUUCGAAGCGACAAGACUCGGCGUGUAUACCCAGCAGCAAGCGCUGGAGUACGUUGGCGCCCGGGUGAAGAUGGGUGGUCCCAAAAAGGGACGAUUCACAGCCGCACCGCGGCGGAGUCCAGUCGAGGAAGGGUUGGACGCGCUGGCGAACCUCAUCAUUGCCCACGUCACGAUCGAGGACCUCGACUUCUAUCCGAAAGCAGUCUACAUCGCCAUGAUGGUCCGGCGCGUCCUGAUGGCUUCGCACAACCCAAAGCUGGUUGAUGAUCGCGACUUUGUCGGGAACAAGAGAUUCGAGCUGGCAGGGCAGUUGCUGUCUCUUCUAUUCGAGGAUCUAUUCAAAAUGUUUGUCUCCACCCUGAAGGGGAACAUGGAGUAUUUCUUCAAGAAGCCCAACCGUACGUCGGCCUAUGAUCCGGUGGGCCCCAUCAGCAGCCAGGGCCAAUACAUCACUCAGGGCUUGAACAGGGCCAUCCAGAGCGGAAAUUGGAGUGUGAAGCGCUUCAACAUGAACAGAGCUGGCGUCACGCAUGUGCUGAGCCGCUUGAGCUACAUUUCCGCCCUUGGUAUGAUGACUCGUAUCAGCAGCCAGUUCGAAAAGACGAGGAAGGUCAGUGGGCCCAGAGCUCUUCACCCUUCACAGUGGGGUAUGCUCUGUCUAUCGGACACGCCAGAAGGUGAAGCCUGCGGUUUGGUGAAGAACCUGGCGCUCAUGACCCACAUCACCACCAACGCUGAAGAGGAACCGGUCAAGGACUGCAUCUUUGGACUGGUCCGCGGUGUCCAGCCAAUCCGAAAACAGACGGGAUUAGGGCUGCACGGCGACGGCGCCUACGUUAUCCACUUGAACGGCACCCCGUUUGCCUUGACGCGGAACCCAAAGCAGUUUGCAUUGCGGUUCAGGACUAUGCGCCGUCGUGGCCACAUUUCCCCUUUCGUUAGUAUUCAUCUCAACGACCGUUUCUCUGCGGUGCACAUCGCCACCGACGAGGGGCGUAUCUGCCGGCCUUACAUCAUAGUCAAGGACGGAAAAUCAAAGCUGAGGCCAGAACACCUGAGGCUGCUUCAGCUUGGCAAGGCGACCUUCGACGACUUUCUCAAACAGGGUGUAAUAGAAUACCUCGACGUCAACGAGGAAAACGAUGCGCUGAUUGCGGUAGGGGAGGACGACAUUAAUCGUUCGACGACGCAUGUGGAGAUUGAGCCCUUUACUAUCCUGGGUGCGGUCGCAGGCCUCAUCCCAUUCCCCCACCACAAUCAGUCUCCCCGGAAUACAUACCAGUGCGCCAUGGGUAAGCAAGCCAUCGGAGCCAUCGCAUACAACCAGUUCAACCGCAUCGACACCCUGCUCUACACACUCGUCUACCCGCAGAGGCCCAUGGUCAUCACCAAGACAAUUCAACUCAUCCACUACGAUAAGCUCCCGGCGGGACAGAACGCAACGGUCGUCAUCAUGUCCUAUUCGGGCUACGAUAUUGAAGACGCGCUGGUGCUGAACAAGGCGUCGUGCGACAGGGGCUUUGGGCGGUGUCAGGUGUUCCGCAAGUACACGGCCGAGCUCCAGAAGUAUCCCAACGGGCGAAAGGACCGGCUAGGAGCCAUCCAAAAAGACGAAGAUGGCAAGACCAUUGCUAAGCAUGCCUGUUUGGACAGAGACGGCCUUGCUGUUGUGGGGUAUCGGGUCCAAACUGGGGAGACCAUGAUAUUGAAGGAAACGCCGAUUGACCUGACUUCAACGGGCAUUGGUAACGACCGGGGGUCUGACGGCUACGUCCCGGCAGCGAUUAACUAUCGCAUUGCCGAUCCGGCCUACAUUGACAAAGUCAUGAUUUCCCGGACCGAGAAGAACAACGACAUAGUCAAGGUCCAGACGAGACAGACGCGCCGGCCAGAGAUAGGCGACAAGUUCUCGUCACGCCACGGCCAGAAAGGCGUCGUCGGCAUCAUCGUCGAGCAGGAAGACCUGCCCUUCUCUGAUUCGGGCGUUGUCCCCGACAUCAUCAUGAACCCCCAUGGUUUCCCGUCGCGUAUGACAGUCGGCAAGCUGUUUGAAUGCCUCACAGGGAAAGCAGCGGUAGUGGCCGGACGCCGCGACUACGGGUUCGGCGACGCAUUCCGCUCGCACCCCGUCGAGGAGAUGGGCAAGGUCCUCAUUGAGCACGGCUUCUCGUGGGAAGGCAAGGACUACUUCACGUCGGGCAUCUCGGGCGAAUCCCACGAGGUGUACCUCUUCAACGGGCCCAUCUACUACCAGCGGCUGAAGCACAUGGUGCAGGACAAGAUGCACUCGCGGUCUCGCGGGCCCCGCGCCAUCCUCACGCGGCAGCCGACCGAGGGUCGGUCGCGCGACGGCGGUCUUCGUCUUGGUGAAAUGGAGCGCGACUGUCUAAUUGCCUAUGGCGCCUCGCAGUUGCUGCUGGAGCGUCUGAUGAUCAGCUCGGACCAGACCAAAGUGGAUAUUUGCGAGCGGUGCGGCCUGAUUGGGUAUAGAGGGUUCUGCCAGACUUGCCAGAGCAAGAGCACGGUUACUCAGAUGACCAUGCCCUACGCGGCCAAGCUGCUGGUGCAGGAGCUGAUUAGUAUGAAUGUGGGCGUGCGCAUCGAGCUGGAGGACAAGUUCCCCCAUCCUAGGUAG
Molecule: messenger RNA, 3486 nt
Organism: Canariomyces notabilis
Lineage: Eukaryota; Fungi; Ascomycota; Sordariomycetes; Sordariales; Chaetomiaceae
Product: beta and beta-prime subunits of DNA dependent RNA-polymerase
Exons: 2
Coding region: 1-3486 (1161 amino acids)
Biological process (GO): DNA-templated transcription
Cellular component (GO): RNA polymerase III complex
Molecular function (GO): DNA binding; ribonucleoside binding
Source: RefSeq, a predicted model, not a curated record